This is a messenger RNA of Suncus etruscus (white-toothed pygmy shrew), 524 nucleotides long. It is a transcript of the gene RPLP1, whose product is annotated as ribosomal protein lateral stalk subunit P1. Bases 142 to 486 code for a protein of 114 amino acids. Gene Ontology annotation, molecular function: protein kinase activator activity; ribonucleoprotein complex binding; structural constituent of ribosome. NCBI's taxonomy places the organism in Eukaryota, Metazoa, Chordata, Mammalia, Eulipotyphla, Soricidae. The transcript has 4 exons. Gene Ontology annotation, biological process: cytoplasmic translation; translational elongation. The record is from RefSeq and is a predicted model, not a curated record. Gene Ontology annotation, cellular component: ribosome; cytosolic large ribosomal subunit.
UUUCCGCAGCUGCCGCCAAGGUGCUCGGUCCUUCCGAGGGAGCUAAGGCCGCGUUGGGGUGAGGCCCUCACUUCAUCCGGCGACUAGCACCGCGCCCGGCAGCGUCCUUUUCUUUUCAUCCAGUCCUCUCACUCCCGCGCCAUGGCCUCCGUCUCGGAACUCGCCUGUAUCUACUCGGCGCUCAUCCUGCACGACGAUGAAGUCACCGUCACGGAGGACAAAAUCAACGCCCUGAUCAAAGCGGCCGGCGUCAACGUGGAGCCAUUCUGGCCCGGCCUGUUUGCCAAGGCCCUGGCCAAUGUCAACAUUGGGAGUCUGAUCUGCAACGUGGGGGCUGGUGGACCUGCCCCAGCAGCAGGUGCUGCCUCUGCCGGUGGCCCCGCACCCUCUGCUGCUGCUGCACCAGCUGAGGAGAAGAAAGUGGAAGCAAAGAAAGAAGAAUCUGAGGAGUCUGAUGAUGAUAUGGGUUUUGGUCUUUUUGACUAAGCCUUUUUGUAACAAGUUCAAUAAAAUGCUGAACUCUU